Molecule: messenger RNA, 2038 nt
Organism: Eruca vesicaria subsp. sativa (arugula)
Lineage: Eukaryota; Viridiplantae; Streptophyta; Magnoliopsida; Brassicales; Brassicaceae
Source: the annotation of a GenBank genome assembly
UUCCUAAAAAAUCAAAUCUAUCUUCUCGUUUUUUAUUGUUCCUCUGAACUUCUCAGAUCAUUCAUCUUCCUCUGGGCAACUACUGAUACUAAUUCUCCAAAACUAUAUAUAUAUUUUUUUUUCAGGUUUCAUUAGUUUGAAUCGUCUUGAGAGAUCUAAAAGUUUUUGAUAGAUUGCAAUGGCUGAAGAGAAUGUUUCUCAAGUUAAAGAGAUGAUGAUGAUGAUACCAAAUGAUGAGCAUUGUUGUUUCGAUGAUUAUGCGAAACCAACCUCUGUUGAAACAACAAUGCCACCUCUUAUGGUUGAAGAGAUUCAAGGAGAUGAUGAAGAGGAUGUUCUUCUUACUCCUCCUCCACCUCCAGCUGCAGUAGUAUCUAGUGGUAGUGUGAAUCCGAGACGGCACUCAACUGGAGCAUUAGGUAAAGCUCAGGCUCAAACACGUUACCGUGGGAACCAAACUAGUUCAACUCAUGAUCUAUGUAAACACGGGAAGAGGCGUGAGGAAGAUGUGGUGAUCAAACCGUGGAAGCUUGUUAAGAAAAAGGAUGUUGAAAGUGGAGGAGGAGAUUUGGUGAAAGGUGAGGGUGUGAGUGUGGUGAGGAAGUCGUUGCUGGUUGCAAAGAGAGAUGCUGCUACUACUAGUGAGGUUGUUAAAUCUUAUGAUGGUUUAUUACGUGCUAAGAGAAGUGAAACCAAGACUCCGAGUGAUUCACCUGCUGCUGGUGUAAGAAUGGUCAAGAAGACAAAUGCUGAUGUUAAGAAGGUUUCAAUGAGCAGUGAGAACAAAGAGGAUGUUGUGAAGAGUCUGAAGAAGAAAGAGAAGAAGACUGAGACUGAUGAUGUGGUGGAGAAGAAGGCUACAAGGAUCAGCGAGAGCAAGAGUUCUAAAGAGGAUCUUGUGAAGACUCUGAAGAAGAAAGAGAUUGAUGAGGCGGUUAGAUGUGAUGAUGUAGUGGAGAAGACUUUGUACGUUGUUGAAUCCAGUAUUGAGGAGAAUAAGAAGAUGAUCACAAGUGUUAAGAGUGAGAUUCAGAAAUCUUCUGAGAAGAAGAUCUUAAGAGGCAGCGGUAAGAAUAGACCUACACUUAUACCGUCUUUGUCACCAUCCUCAGAGAAAGUUAAAGAUCCACGAGUUACAAAAUCAGAUCCUAGGCCAAUCAGAAAGACUACUUUAAGGUCCAAGACUGGUUUGUCUGAGAAGAAUGAGAGUAGUUCUGCAACUCUUGUGACUAAGCCAAAGAGGAUUGGUUUAAAGCUCACUCCUCCUCCUUCUGGUCUUCCAACUAGGCCGGGGAGUUUCAGGAAAGGGAAAGUUCAUGAACCGAAACAAGAAGACUCUACUUCCACAUCAAUCAAGUUAAAGAAGAGAGUUGUUCAAGAACCAAAGCUCAGAAGCGAUGGGAGCAAGAAGAAGAAGAACCUGAAAGAUGUUGGGAAGGUGAGUAGUUAUAACAGCGGUGAAGGUAAACGAGAGAAGGUUGUUUUGAGGCAUAGAAAAGUUGAAGCAAAGAAGAAGUUGCAGACACUUUUCAAUAAUGUGAUUGAAGAGACUGUGAAUAAGCUUGAAGAAGUGAGGAAGAGCAAAGUUAAAGCAUUAGUUGGUGCUUUUGAGACUGUGAUCUCUCUUCAAGAUAAUGAUGUAAACACUCAUAAGAAGAAGAAGGUGCAAAGCAAAUCCGCAUCUUCACAGGUCGUUGAAGGCUAGUCCUUGGGAUUAAUGUGGAAUGAUUUGGUAAAGAAAGAGAUAACACUUGUGAAUGUGUGAUACAGUGGGACAAAUGGUUUUGUUUGUUUAUGAAUACUGUUAUGUAAAAUUUUCAAUGAUGUCAUCUAUCUGAUUGCUUCUUUGAAGAUAUGCCAAAGCAAAUGUAUUUGCAUUUCUCUAUGACCAACUUCUCAGGCUUGCUUGGAUUGAAAGCUUCUUUUUUUUUCUUGGGAGUUUCUUGACAGAGAAGCAAAGUGGUCCUUUAUCUUCAACUUUGAUAAGAGAAUCCUCAUUUUUACUAGUUUUAAAGAUUUGGAAACGAUAUGUUUUGUU